UCCUCUAUUCAUCUCCUCUCUAUCAUUCACUCAUAACACUUUCUCAUUUCUUCAUCACCACCAUCAUCACUACCUUUUGCUGCAUAUGUAUUUCUCAACAUUGAAGAACUAUAUAAUAUAUCUCUGAUUUAGAUUCAUAUAAAGUUGUUGUUUACAUGGUGUCCUACUACACCAACAUCACAUAUGUGUUAGUUCCCUAAAAGCUACCUUUAAAGUUUAAUGCUUUUUUUAGUGGAACACUUAAUUAAGUUAUUUGUGGUGGAAGAUGGAAGAUGCUGACUUAGAUGCUGAUUUUGUGUUUGUGUUUGUGUUUUUGUUGGAAUGAAGAAAAUGAAGAUUGUGAUUCUGAGAAACUGAUUGAAGUUGGAAGAACAAACGGGGUUUAUUAGUUUUGGUGAAUUGUAUCCAAUGGAGACAGAAGCUGAAACUGGGCAGGCUCAGGUUCUACCGGUGAGGUCGACUAGGAAGAAAAUGACGAAACAGUUGACGGGGAAGCGUGACGAUACGCCUUUACAUUCUGCGGCGAGAGCAGGAGAUAUGGUUUCUUUGAAGGGGACGGUGGAUGGUGCUGAAGAGGGUAAACUGCGGGAAGUGUUUGUGAAGCAGAAUCAAGGUGGUGAAACGGCACUUUAUGUUGCUGCUGAGUAUGGUUAUGUUGAUAUGGUUAGGGAGAUGAUUCAGUAUUAUGAUCUUGCUGAUGCUGGAAUUAAAGCGAGAAAUGGUUUUGAUGCGCUUCAUAUUGCUGCUAAACAAGGGGAUUUAGAUAUAGUGAAGAUCUUAAUGGAGGCUCAUUCUGAACUGGCGAUGACUGUCGAUCCAUCCAACACAACAGCCUUACACACAGCUGCAACACAAGGGCACACUGAGAUAGUGAAAUUUCUAUUAGAAACCGGUAGUAGCUUGGCAGCAAUUGCUAGAAGUAAUGGCAAAACAGCUUUGCAUUCUGCUGCAAGAAAUGGACAUUUGGAGGUCGUGAAAGCAAUUCUGGAGAAGGAGCCUGGUGUUGUAACAAGGACUGAUAAAAAGGGACAGACGGCGCUUCAUAUGGCGGUAAAAGGGCAGAGUCUUGUGGUGGUAGAGGAGUUGAUAAAAGCAGAUCCAUCAACAAUAAACAUGGUUGAUAAUAAGGGCAAUACAGCAUUGCAUAUAGCUACCAGGAAGGGUAGAACUCAGAUUAUUAAGUUGAUACUUGGACAGAGUGAAACAGAUGGCAUGGCAAUAAACAAAAGCGGCGAAACAGCAUUAGACACAGCUGAGAAAACAGGACACUCUGAAGUAAAAAGCAUUCUAACAGAACACGGUAUUCAAAGUGGAAAAUCCAUAACAAAAUCUCAACCAAAAACAGCUGCCAGAGAAUUAAAACAAACCGUCAGCGACAUAAAGCACGAAGUCCAUCACCAACUAGAACACACUCGCCAAACGCGAAAAAGCGUUCAAGGAAUCGCAAAACGUCUCAACAAAAUGCACACAGAAGGACUCAACAACGCAAUAAACUCAACAACCGUCGUCGCAGUCCUCAUAGCAACGGUUGCAUUCGCCGCUAUCUUCACCGUCCCAGGCCAAUUCGUGGACGAUCCAAAAAAAGUUCCUAAAGGAAAGUCGCUCGGCGAAGCAAACAUAGCGCCGCAAGCUGCGUUUCUAAUCUUCUUUGUGUUCGAUUCGUUUGCGCUCUUCAUUUCUUUAGCGGUUGUGGUGGUUCAAACAUCAAUAGUUGUUAUUGAAAGCAAAGCAAAGAAGCAAAUGAUGGCUAUCAUUAACAAACUAAUGUGGCUGGCAUGUGUGCUUAUUUCUGUUUCAUUUUUGGCAUUGUCUUUUGUAGUUGUUGGGAAAAAUCAAAGGUGGCUUGCAAUUGGAGUAACCAUUAUUGGAACAACUAUUAUGGCUACUACAUUGGGGACAAUGUGUUAUUGGGUUAUUAGGCAUCGAAUUGAAGCUUCAAAUUUGAGGAGUAUACGUAAAUCUUCAAUGGGAAGCAGGUCAAGGUCUUUUUCAGUUUCAGUUGUUAUGUCAGAUUCUGAGAUAUUAAAUAAUGAGCGUACUAAAAUGUAUGCUAUUUAGAAAUUAAUAUAAUAAAAUUUUCACUUUAACUCUUUCAACAUUGUAUAUUCAACUAAGUUGAGGCUUAUCAAUGUAUAUGAGGAUUGAGUUUAUCAAUAACCCGUCUUGGUUCGAA
Molecule: messenger RNA, 2173 nt
Organism: Vicia villosa (hairy vetch)
Lineage: Eukaryota; Viridiplantae; Streptophyta; Magnoliopsida; Fabales; Fabaceae
Product: ankyrin repeat-containing protein At5g02620-like
Exons: 5
Coding region: 409-2058 (549 amino acids)
Cellular component (GO): plasma membrane
Molecular function (GO): protein phosphatase regulator activity; protein phosphatase 1 binding
Source: RefSeq, a predicted model, not a curated record